UAGGCAACUAAAGUUUUGCAGUGAGUUGUUGUUCUUCACUUCCGAUAGGAUGACCUCUGACUGUUCUCCCUCGUGCUGCCCUUCUGAUUGUCCCAGUGCUCCUGACUGUGCAUCUGCUUCAACCUGCUGUGUGGAAACCACUUGUCUGCCCAGCAACUGUGUUACAUCCAGAUGUGAGACGCCUACCUUCUUCUCUAGGACUUGCCUGGCAACUGGGUACCUGGCCCCAUGCUACUUUACUGGGAGUUGUAAUGUCUCAGGCUUAGCAGGGAAUUGUGCUUGGUGUGAGGAUAGAGCGUUUAACAGCAAUGAGAAAGAGACGAUGCAGUUCCUGAAUGACAGACUUGCCAACUACCUGGAGAAGGUGCGGGGCUUAGAGGAGGUGAAUGCAGAGCUGGAAAGAAGGAUCCAAGAACAGUGUGAAGAUGACAUCCCACUGGUGGGCCCCGAUUAUCAGUGUUACUUUGACACCAUUGAAGAGCUCCAACAAAAGAUCUUGUGCACAAAGGCAGAGAGUUGCAGACUGGCAGUACAGCUAGACAACUGCAAACUGGCUGCUGAUGAUUUCAGGUCAAGGUACGAAUCUGAACUAUCUCUUCGCCAACUACUGGAGGCUGACAUCAGCGGCCUGCAUGGUAUCCUGGGUGAGCUGACCCUGUGCAGAUCUGACCUGGAGGCCCAUGUGGAGUCUCUAAAGGAAGAUCUCCUUUGCCUUAAGAAAAACCAUGAAGAGGAGGUCAACUUGCUUCGGGAACAGCUUGGUGAUCGACUGAGUGUGGAGCUGGACACUGCCCCCACCAUGGACCUCAGCAGGGUUCUGGAAGAGAUGCGUAGUCAGUAUGAGUCUGUGCUCGCCAACAACCGCAGAGACGCGGAAGAAUGGUUCGCUGUUCAGACAGAGGAGCUGAAUCAGCAGCAACUUUCCAGUGCAGAGCAAUUGCAGGGCUGCCAGACAGAGAUCUUGGAACUGAAACGUACAGCCGAGGCUCUGGAAAUUGAACUCCAAGCACAGCAAAGCCUGACUGAGUCUCUGGAAUGCACAGUGGCAGAAACUGAGGCUCAGUAUAGCACAGAGCUGGCCCAGAUGCAGUGCCUGAUCGACAAUGUGGAGACACAACUAGCUGAGAUUCGCUGUGACCUGGAGCGGCAGAACCAGGAGUACAAGGUGCUGUUGGAUACAAAGGCUCGGCUGGAGUCAGAGAUCAGUACAUACCAGGGCCUGCUGGAGAGUGAGGACCACAGACUUCCCUGUGAUCUGUGCUCUACAGUCACAUCAAGCAGCACUUGUGAACCAUGCUCAGAAUUUAUCAUUUGCACAGUCGAGAACUGCUGUCCGUAAAUGUUAGACCCCUGCACAAGGCUGAUGGAGGACCAGAAGCUAGCAGUGAACUGAAAAGAAGAGGGAGUUUUGGUCAGGGACCAGCAAACUGGAAACACAAAUCAAGAAGGCUUGUCUCCCAAGAGUUGUCUGCUAAGAAUCCUCCAUAUAUUUCUGCUUUGUCAUUUACUGUCCUGCCUUCUUGUGUAUAAUAGGAAUCUGUAAAGCCUCCUUAACAGUAUCCAAAGAAAGCAUACUGUUUUGUGUA
Erinaceus europaeus (western European hedgehog) is the source of this 1586-nucleotide messenger RNA. RefSeq names its product keratin 40 (gene KRT40). The coding region runs from base 50 to 1339 and encodes 429 amino acids. Lineage: Eukaryota; Metazoa; Chordata; Mammalia; Eulipotyphla; Erinaceidae. Gene Ontology annotation, molecular function: structural molecule activity. The transcript has 7 exons. The record is from RefSeq and is a predicted model, not a curated record.